GUGCUGAAAUUUCACUACCUACGAUCCGCUUUGACCGGAAAGGCCGCGCGAAGUAUACAAUCGUUAGCCAUCACCGAGUCAAACUAUGCAAGCGCCGUCGACGUGCUUAAAGAAAAAUUCGACUGCCACCGUCAAAUCUGCAUGCGCCACCUAGACUUGCUUUUCGACUAUCCGAAAAUAGUUAAAGAGACACCCGAAGCCAUAGAUGACUUUCUCGGUCAAGAUAAAUCUCCAAGCGUUAGAGAACCUCGGUGACCCAAUCACUUCAAACACCAUUCUUAUCAAAUUACUUACAUCGAAGCUACCCCCAGCUAUCAUUCGCAAAUGGCAAUGUACAUUACCAGACAAGAAAAUGCCGUCAUACACGCACUUGAUGGACUUCUUACAAACAAGGACAAACGGCGAUUAAACGAACGCUCCAACACCAAUGAGAAAUGGGGAUACCCAUGAACACACUCGUCACCGACAAAACGUACGGCAUGAACGAACACACAUUACAGAUCGGAUGUGGAUGUGUCCGACCUGCAAAGGAUCUCACGAACUCGGAUAUUGCAAGGUCUUUAAGGCCAAAUCGGCUACAAAACGCCUCGAAGUUGUAAAACGGGUAUCGCUCUGUAUAAAUUGCUUAGGCAGAGGUCAUUCACUCACCCAAUGCACAUCCGGUUCAUGUCACAUGUGCGGGCAACGCCAUCACACAUAUUUACACCGAGCGCUCACUCAGGUCAGUCCACGGUAUUCAAGCGAUCGGUAUUCAAGCGAUCGGUAUUCCAGCGGUCGGUCAACGAGCGGUCGGUCGUCUGGAGAUCGAUCGUCGGGCGGUCGUUCGCCGCACAACCGAUCUCUAAUGGACGAUCUCCGCCUGGAUCAUCGCAACAGCACUUUACACAUCGAUCGAGACGCACAACCGAAUUUUCGCGGAGAUCUACCCAGUCGACUCCAAAAGACCGAGAGUCUCAUCCUCCACAUGAAUCUCGAGCAUCGUGGAACAAAGGCACCGACCGAAGCUCAUCGACCAAACACCAAUCGAAGACGAGGAAGAAUUAAAUAACCAAACCUGCGCAUUCCUAGCCGCUCUACGCCGAUUCAGCUCUCGGCAAGGAUACUGCGCGAAAAUCAUCACAGACAACGGCACCAACUCCGUCAAGGUUAACAGGGAGUUGCUGGAAAUUCGGACCCCAUAGCAGUCCGACGAACCCCAGAAAGGGGCACAAGUUUUCUCGACGGCCGGCAGAUACAAUGGAUUUUCAACCCUUCAAAUUUGCCAUCCCGUAUCACCCAAUCCGAAUGAUCUCCCUAUCCUCAUUCCCGAUCACUUCCCAAUAGGUGACGCACUAACGAGUUUACGGGAGCGUGAUUUCAGGACAGCCUCACCAUGCCGGCAUCCAGUUGGCAGCGUAUCCACCCGAUCAAGCACCACUUCAGGAGUUGAGGGAAUCAUAAGGAACGCUACCGAGCACAUGACAAGUCCCAAUCACGACGUCCAACGGUCAUUCUCCACCAAGGAUCAUCACUAAGAGAAUGCGAUUCGAGCGGGUCAUCGGGGGGAGUCCAGCCUCCCAGGCAACCUCAAACCGCCGCACCGCGCUUGAUGAAUCUUCACCAAGCAUCAC
Molecule: messenger RNA, 1610 nt
Organism: Bombus impatiens (common eastern bumble bee)
Lineage: Eukaryota; Metazoa; Arthropoda; Insecta; Hymenoptera; Apidae
Exons: 1
Coding region: 428-1048 (206 amino acids)
Source: RefSeq, a predicted model, not a curated record